AUGGCUGCCAUCUCCAAAGACACAGAGAGAAGAAUGUUCGCUGAUUCCACAUCGCUCAGAGCUAAGAACUGCAUGAACGACCCCUGUGAGCAUGGUUGGUGCGAAGAGACAAUGACUGGCUACCAAUGUCACUCGUUUGACAAUUCUUCAAUAACUGUUGGUGACAAAGACACCAUCAUCACUAGCGCCAUAACAACUACCACAAAGUCAACUAGAGAGACCCCGCAACCAGCGACAACGUCAUCAUCGACAACGCCUUCACAGGACCUUUGUCUUUCAACUCCUUGUAAAAAUGGAGGGACUUGCGAACAGUUAGUGACGUCGUUUCUAUGUACUUGCCCUCCGAUGUUCUACGGUCCAGUGUGUGAGUGUCCCGUACUCCACACACCUGAUGUGGGUGAUACCAGACGGUACGCCUUUCCUGGCUUCUGGAUUGCUGAGAAUGUGACGUCAUUUGACUUCAUGGUCAGCGCUGACAAUGAUGCGCACAUUGGACUCUUCGCAAGUAACGUGUCAGACGAAAAAUACGAAAUUGUUAUCGGUGGAUGGAACAAUGCUCGUAGCGUUAUCGGACGAAGUGCCAGUUCCGAUCUUUUGACUUGGAGAGAAUUAUCUCCUCAACAAGACUUCCGUCUGACAGGAAAUCCAGUUUUUGACCACUACCAGCUAUCCUUCGCCAACGGUUAUAUUAAGUUAAGUCGUUAUGAUACACAACUAGCCUUUAUAGACGCCACUGACCUGGAUCCUCUGGCAAUCAACUGCGUCGGAAUAAUGACUGGGUAUGGAUCAGUAGGGUAUUGGAAAUUCCCGACAUUCUGCCAGGAAAGCCAAAACAAGGAUCAUGCAUAA
This is a messenger RNA of Strongylocentrotus purpuratus (purple sea urchin), 849 nucleotides long. RefSeq lists its product as uncharacterized. The transcript is spliced from 5 exons. Bases 1 to 849 code for a protein of 282 amino acids. Gene Ontology annotation, molecular function: calcium ion binding. Gene Ontology annotation, biological process: establishment or maintenance of epithelial cell apical/basal polarity; heterophilic cell-cell adhesion. The record is from RefSeq and is a predicted model, not a curated record. Lineage: Eukaryota; Metazoa; Echinodermata; Echinoidea; Camarodonta; Strongylocentrotidae. Gene Ontology annotation, cellular component: plasma membrane; protein-containing complex.